Molecule: messenger RNA, 2502 nt
Organism: Trichobilharzia regenti
Lineage: Eukaryota; Metazoa; Platyhelminthes; Trematoda; Strigeidida; Schistosomatidae
Source: the annotation of a GenBank genome assembly
UUCAUUAUGUUGCGAAAACAAAGUCCUUCAAAAGAGCGGUUAUUCAGUUUGAAGCCGUGAGAUGGCAUCGUCUGUCAGAGAUUAUGAGGAGGACAAGAAAAAAAUUGAAGAAUUCCUGCGAUUCUUCAGCCAACCUGAUGAAUGUGGGGAUAAGUAUUUUGUUUAUAGCGAGCAGCUGACGCUAAUCGCUAAUCGGGAACAAUCAGUACUUUACGUUUCUUUGGAUGACAUAUCUGAGUACGCACCGGAACUCGCUGAAGCCAUAGAAUUCAACGCUGUCCGGUAUCAAAAGCUUUUUGCGGAGACUAUUGAUCAGUUGUUACCAGAUUUUCGUACAGUUGAUCUUGAGCCACAAGAUGUCCUAGACAUAUUUAUUGACCAUCGAAUGCGAAUGGAUGAGCGCAUAGUUGCUGUCGAUGCCCUUACAGCUCCCCGUGGUCCUACACGCCAGCCGGAAGCCGUGAAUGCGUCAAACGUACGAUCUCGCUUUCCACCUGAGCUACUUCGACGUCAUGAGGUUUAUUUUUGCGGCAGAUCGGAGAAGAAGCCAAUCAGUGUUCGGAAUGUAUUGGCUUCAAGUAUUGGAAAUCUUAUUCAAGUACGAGGUGUCGUGACGCGUGCAACUGAAGUUAAACCGCUUAUAACAACAGCCACAUACACCUGUGAUCAUUGUGGAGCGGAAACGUAUCAGGAAAUAAACAAUCCCACGUUCAUGCCUCUUACUAUUUGUGGGACUGCAGCAUGUAAAAAUGCUGGAUCUGGCGGUGGUGGUCGACUGCAUAUGCAAACCCGAGGAUCUAAAUUCUUGAAGUUCCAAGAGAUUCGUAUUCAAGAAUUAUCUGAUCAAGUACCUGUUGGUCAUAUACCUCGUGGUUUGACCGUUUAUCUCCGUGGUGAAAAUACUCGAGCAGCUCAACCUGGUGACCACGUUCUCAUUACGGGUGUUUUCUUGCCAAGUCUACGUGGUGCAAGUUUUUCUGGUGGUGGGAGAUCAAACCAGGCUUCUGUCUCAAUAAACGCUGCUUCUGGAGGUCUACUGACUGACACCUACCUAGAAGCACAUAGUGUUCAGUUGUUAAGCAAGACAGACGACGUAUCAGAUGCAAACGAACCAAGUGAAGAAGAAGUGGAUCGCUUACGCGAUCUCGAUUUUUACUCUCUGAUGGCACAAUCGCUUGCCCCGGAAAUAUAUGGUCAUGAAGAUGUUAAGAAAGCCUUGCUUCUACUGUUGGUUGGCGGAGUAGAGUUAGCACCAAAAGAAGGACUUCGUAUUAGAGGGAAUUUAAACAUAUGUUUAAUGGGGGAUCCGGGAGUCGCAAAGUCUCAGUUGCUAGGUUUUGUCGAUCGCCUCAGCCCAAGGUCGCAAUAUACAACAGGUCGUGGUAGUUCUGGUGUCGGUUUGACAGCUUCAGUCAUGAAGGAUCCCCUAACAGGUGAGAUGACUCUGGAAGGUGGAGCUUUAGUAUUGGCCGAUCAAGGUGUAUGUUGUAUUGACGAAUUCGAUAAAAUGACUGAAUUUGACCGCACUUCUAUACACGAAGUUAUGGAACAACAAACUAUUAGCAUUGCAAAAGCUGGUAUACUCACAACAUUGAAUGCACGAGUUGCUAUCCUGGCAGCUGCUAAUCCAGCAUAUGGACGCUACAACCCUAACAGAACUGUGGAGCAGAAUGUAGAUCUACCUGCAGCUCUGCUUUCACGUUUUGACUUGUUGUGGUUAAUACAAGAUAAACCCGAACGGGAGCAUGAUCUUCGGUUGGCACAACACAUCACUCAUGUACAUAUGCAUGGAUGUGCCCCAUCGAUAGUAGAUUCGCAAGCGGAUUCUAAUUUAUUUCCACAGCAGCUGCUGUCACUCGUUGAGCUGAGACGUCUAAUUGCAGUUGCUAAAGCUCAACCCCCUCCAGCUGUUCCUGCAUAUUUAGCAGACUAUCUGGUUGGUGCGUACGUAGAAAUGCGCAAAGAAGCACGUGCAAACAAAGAAAUGACCUAUACUAGUGCUAGGACUCUAUUGGCAAUAAUGAGAUUGUCCACAGCCCGUGCUCGACUCCGCGCGGCAUCAGAAGUCAGUAAAGGUGAUAUUGAUGAGGCGAUGCGUCUUAUGGAAGCUAGUCGUUCAUCAAUACUCACUUCACCUUACGAAGAUGCCAGUCGGUCAGGCCGCCCCCAAUCUUACAAAGAUGUUAUUUACAACAUUGUCCGUGAAUUAACUGCAGCAGGCGAUGGUACAGCUCGAAUAGCCGAUAUCAUAGAACGUUGCGCAACUAAGGGAUAUACACCAACUCAGCUUAACGAGGUUAUCGAAGCCUACGAAAAUCUAAAUGUGUGGCAAGUCAAUGUUGGCCGAACAAGGAUCACUACAGUUGCCUAAAUAAAAAUAAAUAGAUGUAUAAAUAUGUGAUUAUUUUAUGUUGUCAUUUCAGAAUGUGUAAAUGUUGUCGGUUUUAUGUACGACUUUGACGAAAAUUGAACUUUUAUAAAAAUACACAUGUGUAUAUCCUC